Messenger RNA from Cladocopium goreaui, 852 nucleotides. The record is from the annotation of a GenBank genome assembly. Lineage: Eukaryota; Dinophyceae; Suessiales; Symbiodiniaceae.
AUGUCAUGGCCAGGAGCUGCGCUGGACGCUGCUUCGCUUCCUGAGCUCCUCGGCGCGUCCUGCCUGUCCCGUGAGUGCCGUAGGGCUCAAUGCGGCGCUGAGGAGGGAACAUCUGCGCCGGGAUCCCCGGGAGCAGUGCUGGCCAUCCACGGUCUGCGCUGUCGGUGUUUCGAGCCGCUGUCUCUUGGUGAGACGGAGUGGAUGGGUGCCAGGUCUCCAUUCAGAACCCAGCCAGAACAGACCCUGAAAGGGACAAAGCCACGCAAAUUUCAAGGCCAGGAUACAGUGAAAAAAGCAGACACUGCGGCUGCCCUGCAAGCCAUUUUCCAAGGUUUGAAGGACACCAACGCUUCAGAUGCCUUGGUCCUCGACGGUGAAGGUGAAGACUUGUCGCUGCUGGAGGCAGAUUCGCUGAGGAUCGCCUCUUUCCAUGGCAUGACCGGUGCAAGCCAAGACGCCAAGCGCGCCCGGCGCGAGCAUCGACCGCCCACCACGUCCGCGGUACAGGACUUCCCCCUGGCCACAGCGACACCGGUGCAUCGAAUGGCGCAGGGGAAUGGCAAUGAGGUGAGUGUGGAAGAGUUACUCCAGGCCCCGACGGCCCGACAGCGUCAGCUGAUCGAUCAGGGAGACGAACUUCGACAGCUUCUAGCCGAGCCGACGGCGCGGCAGAGCUUCACUGCACAGAAAUUCAUGAAUAAGAGUCAAAGCAUGGCGCAAUUCUGCGCCCACGGCAGCCGCGACGACUGCCGAGCUGCCAGCGGCUUCAUGUCUGCCUGUGCCAAGAUCCAUUUCCGCAAGGUCAUCAAACCCUGGACCGACGAGUCGUCCCUCAGCGAAGAUUGGGCAUGA